Molecule: messenger RNA, 1331 nt
Organism: Bombyx mandarina (wild silkworm)
Lineage: Eukaryota; Metazoa; Arthropoda; Insecta; Lepidoptera; Bombycidae
Product: prefoldin subunit 1
Biological process (GO): protein folding
Cellular component (GO): prefoldin complex; cytoplasm
Molecular function (GO): protein folding chaperone
Source: RefSeq, a predicted model, not a curated record
UAUAAUCUAUGGGUAGGUAGGUACCGUGCCUACGAAAAGCAACGAGGCUAUUUGUAUUUAAAAUUGUCAUAGGUGCCCAAGACGGUGAUUUUAUUUUCUGACAACUAUCAUCAAAAUGGCUAAAACGGUGGAUCUAGAAUUAAAACAAGCGUUUGUCGAUUUACAAGUGCUAAUGAUUGAAACUAAAAAGACUAUUGAAAAUAUAGAUCACCAGCUUGCCGUAUUGGGACGCAUGCAAAUGCAUACAAAUCUUACUCAGCGUGAAAUCGACGUGCUACCACCUGGAACGAAAACCUAUGAAUCUAUGGCAAGAAUGUUUGUUCAAUCAGACUUAGAGCAUAUUAAACAGAAUUUGAGACAAAAAACCAAUACAUUGAUAAGCCGCAUUGACGAUUUAAAUAAUCGCAAGGUAUGUUUAAACCACACUUUAAAUGAAAGUGAGUCCAACAUCAGAGAUUUGAUUCAGCAAAAAAGGAUGAAAAAUGAAAAUCAGCCAGCAGCAGAAUCAAACCCAAUACCUUCAAAAAAAUAGAUGAUUGGAAUUAUAAUUAUCCACAUGAAAUCAAUUGUUAAUGAAGCAACUUUGUCUAUUAAUUUUUUUUAGCUAAUAAUACAAUUAUAAUAUAAAAUAAUUAUCUGUACAUAGAAAAAACUGUCUACAAUUGUAAGCAACAAUGAUUUGCAUCACAUGAGAUUGCUCAACAAACAAGUCGGUGUAUUAUUAAAAUAAUGUACUGUAUUAUUAAACAAUAUAAUAAAAGGAUUGAAUAUCAUAAAAUACGAGGGGUAAAGAAUUUGUUCCCACAAAUAUUUUAUUUGUUAUAUUAUGAUGACAUUGUACAGUUUACAGUUCAAAACAAGGAAUAUUAAAUUAUAGAGCAGUGCACUGCUGUAAUAUAACAAUAAAAAUAAGCUGAAUGCAAAAUUCCACUCUAUUAUCGUACCAAAAUAAAUAUUAGUCUCAUAACGUAGGUAUCCUGUUAUCAUCUUCUAAGUUGUAGUAGAUCAAGUGUUUAUCAUUAUUUCUGUUAUAGAAUUGGUAUAUUUGAUAUUACUAUUUCAAUUUAUGGAAUAGUUUCCUUAUGUCUUGUAUAAAUUUCCAUUGGACAACUUGCUGGUUCAUUAACAAUACAUUAAAUAUCUUGAAUAUAUAAUAACAAUGUUUUAUAACUUAAUGUUUUUCAAAUUUAACAAAUAUAAUAUUUUUAAAAUUAGUAACAUAUUUCUUGCAUUAUUAGUAAUAUAUUAUUGCUUUAUAAGUUGCUGUUCAUUAAAAUAGCAGAGAAUAAAAAAUCUAAAUGUAUCACAAUAAAUUAUAUUAAAUCCUUUUU